UAAGCCCAAGAUGGAUGCGACGUCGUAGAAACUUUAUAUUGCGAGGUUGGGGCAUUAGGGUUUCGGCAACUCCAGAAACCAACGAAGUGCGGCUAGCUCACAGACCCUUGCAGCCAUGGUUCUCAAGACAGAGCUUUGCCGCUUUAGUGGUGCCAAGAUAUACCCUGGAAAGGGCAUUAGAUUCAUUCGAUCAGAUUCCCAGGUUUUCCUCUUUGCUAACUCAAAAUGCAAGAGGUACUUCCACAAUCGCCUGAGGCCCGCGAAGCUUACUUGGACUGCGAUGUACAGGAAGCAACAUAAGAAGGACAUUGCUGCUGAAGCUGUGAAGAAGAGGCGCCGAACAACCAAGAAGCCUUACUCAAGGUCUAUUGUCGGUGCAACAUUAGAAGUUAUUCAGAAGAGAAGAGCUGAGAAACCAGAGGUCCGUGAUGCUGCACGUGAAGCUGCUUUACGUGAAAUCAAGGAGAGAAUCAAGAAAACCAAGGAUGAGAAGAAGGCCAAGAAGGCAGAAGUGAUGUCCAAGCAGAAGGGUUCCGCCAAGAGCAACGUACCCAAGGGCGCUGCACCGAAGGGUCCUAAGAUUGGAGGUGGUGGUGGAAAGCGUUAAAUCUUUUGCAGAUCUUGAGUCACAUUUUUAAUUCUAUAUGGAACAUAUUGAUGCAGACAUGGUUCUAUUCCAUUACUUAUUGAAUCGUUUUGGUUGCCGACAUGCAAUUGUUGUUUGUUUGAGCAUUAUUAGCUUGUAAGGCUAUAGACUUGGUUUUAAUUAGAAUAGCAUACCCCUCUCACUUUUGGUCU
Messenger RNA from Sesamum indicum (sesame), 798 nucleotides. Its product is annotated as large ribosomal subunit protein eL24. Gene Ontology annotation, molecular function: mRNA binding; structural constituent of ribosome. Gene Ontology annotation, cellular component: cytosolic large ribosomal subunit. Gene Ontology annotation, biological process: cytoplasmic translation. The record is from RefSeq and is a predicted model, not a curated record. NCBI's taxonomy places the organism in Eukaryota, Viridiplantae, Streptophyta, Magnoliopsida, Lamiales, Pedaliaceae.